Molecule: messenger RNA, 1217 nt
Organism: Camellia sinensis
Lineage: Eukaryota; Viridiplantae; Streptophyta; Magnoliopsida; Ericales; Theaceae
Source: RefSeq, a predicted model, not a curated record
CGUCUGGCAUCUGAGGAUUAUUCUAUAGAAUCUCUCUCUCUCUCUCUCUCUCUCUCUCUCUCUGUAUAAAUUUUCUCUCUCUAAAAGCUAUUCAUGAUUUGAGUAUAUGAGUUGAACACCCCUUCCCUCUUCAUUGACACCGUCUCUCUCUCUGACUUUUUGUUAUUUGAUCAAUUUCUCUCUCUCUCUCUCUCUCUAUAUAUAUAUAUAUAUAUCAACAUGACUGCAGCCGUGGAGAUCUACGGUCAGCAGCGAACCAACGACCAAUCGAUCCAAGAACAGAAGGAAAUGCAGAGUAUAGGGGAGGGUAAACAAGUGGCUUGUGAGAAUCAUCAUGGAAUUUGUGCCAUCUGUUUGAAUAAGAUAGUUCUUCAAGAAACUGCACUUGUAAAAGGUUGCGAGCACGCCUACUGUGUGACAUGCAUUCUUCGAUGGGCCACAUACAGAGAGAAGCCAACAUGCCCUCAGUGUAAACAUCCGUUUGAGUUCCUCAAUGUCCAUUGCUCAUUGGAUGGCAGCAUCCAUGAUUAUAUGCAUGAGGAGAGUGUGUGCUUGCUUCUUAGAGCCUCAUGGUUUAAGCCCUUGAUUGUGGAGGAACAGGAAGAGGUGGAUGAUGAAGUGGAUUAUUAUUAUCAAUAUGAGGACGAUGAAGAUGAUGAUUUGGAUGAAGUUUACUUGAGCCAUUCAUCAAGUCUUCGCAUUGGCAACCGGAGAUGGGGGGAUAAUGGAUAUGUCAGGGCAGGAAGACAGGAAGCAAGGCCAGUCCCAGUCUAUCAACCCAACACACAAAAUUCAAGUGCUGGUCCAUCGCGUGUGCCUAAGAAGAAAGAAACAGUUGUGAAAGAUCCGGUUGGGCGAAGGGCGAAGAGGGCACUGAAGCGUGAAGCUGCUGACAAGGCAGCUGCUGCAAAACAUGAGCAGCACUUGGUGAGGUUGGGUCGGAAGUGAAAUUCCAUGUUAGUCCUUGAAAGCCAGACCCGGACUUCACUUUCCUCUGUACAUUAUUUACUUGCUUCUGUGUUUGUUGUAUAAUAAUGAUGUGGUAGUUCGUUGGAAUCUUGGUUGUAAAAUGGUCUGAAUCGCCGCCCAACUGUAUCUCUCAAGAUUUACCUAUUUGAUUAUUGAACUGUGUUCAAAAUCACAAUUCUUUGUAAUUUCUUAGUGUUGUACAUUUUUAUUUCUUGUAGUGUUGUAUGUAUUGAUCAAUGUUGGAAACU